AUGCCUUUCAUGGAAGGACGCACUGAGUUACUGGCAAGGGCCAUGGACAGAAGGAAGACGUCCCCGGCAAGGCCUCGGCCUUCAGGGGAGCCCGGCCUUCAGAGUGUGGAGCCCCCCAUCUGGCUGCUGCGGGAAUGCCUCACUCGAGAAAGAAUGCGCAGCCACUCGGUCAGCAUCCAAGAGCCCACACACAGGAGGACGCCUCUGCGCCACACAGACUUGGCCCAGAGCCUGAGGGCUGAAAAGAUUGAGCAGCACGUGACUCUGGAAGAGCUACGCCGCUUAAACACACUCUUUCAGAGUAUUGGACAAAUAGAACAACUCUUCAUGAAAAUAGACUACGAAGCAGUGGGGAGAAUCCAGUGGGACAGUUUCUGCACAUACCUGCAGCUGGAGUACUCGGAACAAGCCAAGGCUGCGGCUCGGCAGGCAGAGGUCUCUCUCCUGCUGCCUGCCAUUCAGCAGAGGCUGACAUAUGGGACACCCGUGCUGCGCAUUCUCCCUCUGCCUGAUGACACCUUAAUCACCAUCCGAGAAGACGGAACUAUUUAUUUCUGGUCCCUGCAGCUGAAGUUGAAAAGAAAAAAGGCAAUUUUUGGCAAAUCCACCAGCCGGAAAUCCCGAUGGGUGACAGACGUUGUCAGCAUGCCACAGUACAACAAAGUGAUCAUUGGAACCGGGAGCCGGCAGCUGCAGCUGUACGAACUCUCGAACUUGGAGCCUUACUGUCAGAUCUGUGGCCUGGAAGCUGUACCCCUGAAACUCGACUACUGCUCCAUGGAGCCUGACAAGUGCCUGAUCCUCUAUGGCGAUGACCAGCCCAUUAAGCUCCACAGGGCCCAGCCAUCCAGCACUGUAAAUAUUACCCCAAAGAAAAGCACCCGGGGCCCUGGCGCGGAGUCGGGGGUUGGGGAGGCACGAACAUGGAAGAAGAUGCCAAAAGUUGAGGACAUGCCGUGCGUCACCCUUCACAGCAUCAUGGCCUCUCCAAAUGCAGAGUAUGUCCGCUGGAAGGUACACGGAGACUUCGUCUCUCAGCUGAAUUACUAUGACUCUGUGAAAGCUGUCAUUUCCAGCUCCAGUCACGAGCCCACAGCUCUAGUGAUAGGGUUCACUGUGGGACCAACAGAUGUCAAGGAAAAGCUAAAUGAAAUGAGAAACGUUGGGAAGAGUGUCAAGAUGGGGAACAGCUCAGCAUCCCUUGCUCUGCCCAAAAGGCAAGCGGAAUGGAAUCGCACUGUGUUCUGUGUCCACAAGGGAGUCAAGGCGUUCUCCUUCUGCAGGAGGAAGAACCUGCUGGUGACAGGUGGGCUGGAUCGAAUCAUCAGGGUCUGGAAUCCUUACCUGCCUGGAAACCCAACAGGUGUGCUGAGAGGCCACAUGGCUCCUGUGAUGUACGUACACAUAGCCUUUGAAGAAAACAAAGUGUUUUCCAUGUCUGCUGACAACACAAUCAAGAUCUGGGAUCUGGAGACCCAUGCCUGCUGCUGUACAGUCUCUUCCAAAGCCAGUGGCAUCAAGGGAGAACUCACAGCCUGUCUCUAUCUCCCCGGACCUAGAGCCCUGUGUGUGGCCACGGGUACCCUGGCCUUCCUUCACCUGAAAGUGGGAUCUGUCCCAGAGCCCCACCUGGUGCGUUCCCACCAAGAGCCCGUGGUGUGCUGCAGGUACAACCCAGCCUUCCGACAUGUGGUCAGCUGCUGCGAAGCCUCCGUAGUGAAAGUGUGGGACCUUGAAACAGGAAAACAGGUGUCAGAAUUUAUUGGCACUCACGGCAAUGCUGGCGUCACCUGUCUGACCUUUGACUCCAGUGGAAGAAGGCUUGUUACUGGGGGAAGAGACGGCUGUCUGAAAAUCUGGAGCUACAACAAUGGACACUGUCUGCACACCCUUCAGCAUGAUGAAAAUCAAACUGAAGUCUGUGACUGCACCUACAUGGAGGUGAACCAAAACAGGUGCGUCAUAGCUGUUGGAUGGGACCGAAGAAUAAAUGUCUAUUUUGACAUACCUCGUGAUUUUCAUCAUUUCCGGAAGCCUCAGCCCCACUGGCAGGAUGACCUGAACCACGGGCACAAGGAGGACAUUCUCUGUGUGGCUCAGUGCCCGCCUUUUCUUCUGGCCACCUCCAGUUAUGACGGAGAGAUAAUAGUUUGGAAUGUAAUCUCAGGCCAUGUGUACUGCAAGCUGAACACCCCCAGCCCCAUGGAUGGCCAGGACCACAGAGAAGGCCCAGAUAGAAGUGUUUCCCAGCUCGCCUUUCUAAAGACACGGCUGACGAAGCUAGAUUCAGCAGCUGCUUCUCUCAUCAGCAACGGGCCUGGAGGUUCUGUCUGUUUCUGGAAGCUUUGUAGUGGGUCUGGCCUCAUGGCAAACUUCACUCCGUCCAGAGAAAAAGCCCAAGUGAGCAGCAUCGUGGUGACAUCAGGAGACACUCUCGCCUACCUGGCUGACCAGCACGGCUUUAUAUAUGUCUAUGACAUCUGGGAGUAUGGCCUCCGGGGAGCCGAGCUGCAGGCUCCCAACACCGUGACAUCCUGGAGAGCACAUGUCAGCGUGGUGACCUCUCUGGAGCUGAUGGAGGGUAAUAGCAUCUUACUGACAUCCUCCCUUGACUGCACCGUGCGUCUGUGGAGCAAGGACGGGGCAUACAUAGGGACCUUUGGGCAGAAUCGUCCCUGGGAUGUUUUCACUCCUGACUCCUGGGGUCACCCAAGGGUCCCUUUUGAAAUUCUGACAGACCCUCGGAGCAUGCCUACCCACCUGGUACUGGAAACAGAUGUUCCUGCUGGAUGCUCAGGAGGACGGCAGGAGCAGAGCCACGUGACAGAGGAGAAGGUCCUGUUUGAGACUGAAAAGAGCUGUAGUCCUCCCUCCCCAGAAGGUCCCAUUGUUGAAGCGGAGGCGAAAGCAGAUUCAAGCCGAUGGUCUGCGUUUUGCCAUGGCAGACUAUUGUCAGUGCGAAGAAAGCCUUGCUGGAAGAUGCCCGAGCGCAAAUGGCCCCGCAUUUACCAGGCCCUCCAGUGCCACGAGCUCGCCUGUGUGUCUGCUCUCGGGGAAAAGCCAGAUCUAUCUGUUACUGGCUCUGACUUGUUUCCAGUCAGUUUCCCCAGCCAGGAAAGAGAAGCUGAGGGGCAGGAAAGGAAGAAACUCUCACCCUGGAGCAGUUUCUUGCCUGAGUGCUAA
This is a messenger RNA of Grammomys surdaster, 3183 nucleotides long. RefSeq names its product WD repeat-containing protein 49-like. Gene Ontology annotation, molecular function: protein binding. The coding region runs from base 1 to 3183 and encodes 1060 amino acids. The record is from RefSeq and is a predicted model, not a curated record. The transcript has 29 exons. NCBI's taxonomy places the organism in Eukaryota, Metazoa, Chordata, Mammalia, Rodentia, Muridae.